Messenger RNA from Racocetra persica, 144 nucleotides. The record is from the annotation of a GenBank genome assembly. NCBI's taxonomy places the organism in Eukaryota, Fungi, Glomeromycota, Glomeromycetes, Diversisporales, Gigasporaceae.
AUGUCAGAUGUAGUUGUUUCGUACUGGAAAAAAUGUUUAGGUAAGGCAAGAAACUAUUGGGAAAUGGUUGAUGAUAGAAUAAAUAAUGAGAGUGAAGAUAAAGAUGUAGACUUGUAUUCAGGAGACGAAAGCCCUAAUGAGGAA